CUGCGAUUGGUCGGAUGCUCCACGUUGCACAAACCUAAACAGCAGCGUAAAGCCGAGACCAGAGGAUGAAGCAGCAGGAACAUCAUCACUAUCCUAGUCAGGCGCUGGGUGAAACGUCUCUAAAUACCACCGUGUGACGCGUGCAUGAGAUAAUGGUGAUAAACUAGACUGUCGAGGGGCACCGUGAGGUUCUGCAGCGGAUCCUCAGACUGUUGACAGCCAGGCAGCAACAGCGCCAGACAGCACGGCGCUGUUUUCCACCGUCCACCGACGUGCGUCUGCUGGCAGAAAAACGGGGGUUGAUCAUGGCUUUGUCCUUUUGCUAACUACUGUCUGAACUGCAACUCAAACACAGCUUGGCUUAUAGGAAAAUAAUAAUACCAUGGGUUCCAGACUGAGCAGGCAGAGCAGCCUGGACAAUGAGAAUUUCUCCAAAAAGCGACGCAAGCUUACAGAUAGUACUGGAGAGAGCGACAGGGGCAGUCGGGGUGGCGGGGACUUUCUCUUUGCACUGAUGCUGAAAUCAGACAAACUGCCCGGGAUGCUGCGUCGGACCAACCACAGCCCGUACGUGAGGCGAGUGGCUUGGAUCAAAGAGAUCCAGAAGCUGCUCCGUGACCGCAGGAUAGAGCGGGCAACCGACGUGCUCAAAUUAUUGAGGAAGGAUCUGGGUUUGGAAGGCACCUCACUCAAUGACAUCUUGUACAAAAAUGCUGCCUUCCUCAACCUCGUGGACCCGAUCUCACACGAGCUGCUGCUCAGCCUGGCUCGAGAAAUGCAGUGUCCUAAGAAGGACGCAGACACCAUAAAGUCUUCUGAUAAGAUUUGCAGACAGCUGAUCUACCACCUGACCCCACACUCAAAGUGGCUGAGGCAGAGCAUGUCCAGACGGAAAUCCCAGGCCUGUCUCAAGACAACUCUACAGAAAAAGCUGUCCAGUGACACUGUUGACUUGUCUGGCAUCCCUCUGUCCCCUCGUGAUGUUCGUCAAGUCGCCUUCUACCUCCAAAGCAACAAAGACAGUGUGGUGGCUGUAGACAUCAGCUUCACCGAACUCCAGAAUGAGAACCUGAAACUCCUCCUGCCUUUUCUCGCAUCGCUGCCUAAACUCAGCACCCUAGCUCUCAAUGGUAACCGCCUCACCCUGGCGAUCCUCAAAGACCUCACCGAGAUGCUCAAAGACCCCAAGAAGUUCUCCAGCUUGGCCUGGAUCGACCUGGGCAAUAAUGUGGAUAUUUUCACUAUGCCUCAGCCGCUGCUAGUCGCACUGCGUCGGCGCUGUAGCCUGAAGAGCAGUCUGCCAACCAUCUACGAGUACACAGAGGGUCAACCCUACUGCUACAACCUGGAGACUUCUAUUGAGGAGCCCAGUCACUAUGAGGAGGAAGAAGAGGAGGAGGAAGAGGCAGAGGAUGGUGAAGAUGAUGCGAGGAACAAAUUCAAGCUUGAGCCGUGGGGUUUAGGGGAGAAGCAGCUCUCCACAGACUUGACCCUUCACUACUGUGAGAGGUGAUAUGGUAUUUUCUCUCAGAGACUCUUUUAACUGUGGCUGAAAUGCUGUCCCACAGCAGUCCGUUACUUCCUUGGCCCUCUUGCCCUCACACCAUGACCUAAGUCACCCUUUGAGGCAUGAGGGAGAUCAGUGCCCACAUAGUGAAUUUCAUGUCCUGACAUGGCUACCAAAUUAUUCCUAACUAUCUCUGAGUUAACCCACACAAGACAUUUGCAGCAAAGUGACAGUCACGACGGUGGACUUACUGUGUUUG
This is a messenger RNA of Monopterus albus (swamp eel), 1766 nucleotides long. RefSeq names its product leucine rich repeat containing 75Ba (gene lrrc75ba). NCBI's taxonomy places the organism in Eukaryota, Metazoa, Chordata, Actinopteri, Synbranchiformes, Synbranchidae. The coding region runs from base 383 to 1513 and encodes 376 amino acids. The transcript has 4 exons. The record is from RefSeq and is a predicted model, not a curated record.